Molecule: messenger RNA, 2460 nt
Organism: Aureobasidium uvarum
Lineage: Eukaryota; Fungi; Ascomycota; Dothideomycetes; Dothideales; Saccotheciaceae
Source: the annotation of a GenBank genome assembly
CUUCUGUACAUUCGCUUUAUUUCCUCGUUCAUUACCACCCGGUACACCAUUCAUCCUGCCAUGAGAACCGCCGUAGCCGUUUUGGGUGCUGCAACUCUUUGCUCCGCAUCCGUCAACACUACAGAGGAAGGUCUUAUCACCAAUGGACUUGUGUCUCUCGGAGAUUGGCAGACUGCCUUCAACAAAGCUCAGAACUUCGUCUCGCAGCUCACAGUCGAGGAAAAGAUUACUAUCAUUGGAGCUGGAUCUCUCUCCGACGGUUCAGCCAAUUGGACAGCCCUUGCUCAGUCUGAUGGUCCACAAGGGGCGGAAAACUUCUAUUAUGAAAGCGCGUUCUCCAUGACUUGUGCGCUGGCUAUGACUUGGGAUAAAGAUGCUGUCUACAAGCAAGGUAAAGCUGUAGCCACCGAAUUUUACCAAAAGGGACUGCAGCUCUUGGCCGGACCCGUGUCCAACCCCAUGGGCAGAACAGCUUGGGGCGGUCGAAAUGGCGAGUCGUUCGGACCCGACAGUUACUUCAAUGGAAUCCUUGGUGGUAUCAGCGCUAGAGCCUAUCGAGCUGGUGGUGUCAUUGCAGGUGGCAAGCACUUCAUCCUAUAUGAGCAAGAAACCAACCGCAGCUCUUCAAGUGGCGGUAUGGGUGGAGUUAUGGGGAGCGGCUCUAUGUUCUCUGGCUCUGCUCUCUCAAGCUCUGCUCCCUCAGGCUCUGCUCCCUCAGGCUCUGCUCCGUCCGGCAUGACCCUCAGACUCAGAGCAGACAACUCUCCUGACACUGAAUCCGCCGAGUCUUCUACCGAUUCUGCUCCCUAUUCAUCCAAUAUAGACGACAAGACGUUCAGGGAGACUUACCUUUGGCCAUGGUACGACAUCAUCAAGGGUAUGUUGCUUGCAAUGGCAAUUGAGUCUUACGCUAACAAACCGCANGCUGGUACUGGUGCUGUAAUGUGUGCAAUGACUGAAGUCAACGGUUCUGCGGCUUGCGAAGAUAAGUCUCUUCUUAUGAAUACACUCAAAACUGAUCUUGGCUUCCCGGGCUUCGUGUUUCCUGAUACCAUGGCUCAAAAGACGGCGUAUGGUUCCAUUGUGGGUGGGCUAGACUAUGGGUCCAGUAGCACUUGGUCAGCAUCANNAACCGUCAAAGCCUUCCUCAACAACGGCUCUCUCACUGAGACUCGUCUGAACGACAUGGUCAUUCGCAAUGUGAUCGCCUACUACAAAGCCAAUCUGGAUAACGGAGAGCAACCAUCAAAGGCAGGAAUCAUUCGGGAAAACGGUGCCAAGUCAAUCGUCCUUCUCAAGAACCAAGGUGGUCUCCCCCUCCACAAGCCUAGAAGAUUGACACUCUUCGGUGCCAACGCCGGACCGGUGAUGGGUGGACCGAACAUGCAGUUCACAGUCCAAGGUUCUGGACCUACCUACGAUGGCCAUCUUGCCAGCGACUCCGGCUCUGCUCAAUCUUCGUUGCCCUAUCUCAUCACUCCUGAGGCGGCUAUCACGUUGAGAGCAAGCAAGGAGCAUACUAACGUCAAAUGGAUUCUGAACGACACUUAUACUGCAAGCAGCUCUGGCAACACUCUGGUCACUCUAUCCUCAUCGGAGACCGCUGUCGAUGCCUCUUACGCAGGCUAUGCAGCUGCCAGCGAUGCUUGUCUUGUCUUCAUCAAUGCUCUGUCAGGUGAAGGUGCCGAUCGUACUGAGCUUUACAACAAUGAUCAAGACAUGAUGGUAAAUACUGUGGCUGCCAAUUGCAACAACACCAUCGUCGUCAUCACCACAACUGGAAUCCGUCUGGUAGACCAAUGGAUUGAAAAUGAGAACGUCACCGCCGUACUUUACUCUGGUCCGCUUGGACAAGAAAGUGGUAACUCUGUCACUGAUGUACUCUACGGCGAGGUGAAUCCGUCGGGUAGGCUCAUACACACGAUUGCAAAGAAUGAAAGCGACUACAAUGUGGAUAUUUGCUACACCAAAAACUGCACAUAUUCCGAGGGCAACUAUAUCGACUACAAGUAUUUCGAGCACAGCAACACCACUGCUCGAUAUGGAUUUGGCCAUGGUCUAUCGUACACCUCUUUUGACUAUACUGAUCUCAAAACCACCCGGAUCAUGUCCAAUCUUUCAUACCACUCGAAGGGACCCCUUGAGAUUGGAGGUCGUGCGGACUUGUUCGAAGUUGUUGCAGAGAAUAAUGGUUCGCGUGAAGGCGCCGAGAUUCCACAACUUUAUAUCGGCUACCCAGAGGACUCCGAAGCAGACCAGCCCAUCAAAGCUCUCCGUGGCUUCGAACGUAUUGAACUCAAGAGGGAUGAACACGGCCAAGUGAAAUUCUCACUGCGUCGUAGAGAUCUUUCUUUCUGGGAUGUGACUGCACAAGAGUGGGCUCUGCCGACUGGUGACUUCAAGAUCUACGUUGGCGCUUCUUCGAUGGACAUCCGACAGACAGGUACGCUUGUAAUGUAG